AUGCCUGGAACCGUAAUGAAUUGCCUGUUUUCUCCAAAUAUCUUCUUCUUUACCUUGUUUGUCUCAGUUAUAUCUCUUCUCUUCUCUCAUAGCUACUCCAUUGAUGAACAAGGCAAAGCUCUUUUAACCUGGAAGAAUAGUUUAAAUUGCCCCACAGAUGCUUUGAAAUCCUGGAAUCCUGCUGACUCCAGUCCAUGUAAAUGGUUUGGGAUCCAUUGCAACUCGAAUGGAGAAGUGGUGAAUAUAAGCCUUAAUGCACUAGAAUUGGAAGGUCCGGUGCCUUCAAAUUUUCAAUCUCUCAAGUCCUUGAAGACCCUUAUCAUCUCAUCAUGCAGUCUCACCGGCACGAUUCCAAAAGAAAUUGCAGAAUAUCACGAGCUCACUUCCAUUGAUCUCAGUUACAAUUCUCUGUCAGGUGAAAUCCCCUCAGAAAUAUGCAGUCUAGAAAGAUUGCAAAGUUUAGAUCUCAACACCAACUCUCUUAAAGGUGAAAUUCCUCCUGGCAUUGGGAACUUGUCAAAUCUUUCAUUUUUGUCACUCCACAGCAAUCAACUCAGUGGGAAAAUUCCAAAAACUAUUGGAGAAUUGGGCAAGCUACAAUUGUUCCAAGCAGGUGGGAAUUAUCUAGAGGGUGAAAUACCAGAAGAGAUUGGAAACUGCAGCGAGCUGCAGAGCCUGUACUUGUUUAAGAAUUCUUUAUCUGGUCCGAUCCCUAACCAAAUUGGAAGCUGCAAAGAGCUCAUAUUUAUGGAUAUCUCACAGAAUUUCCUAACGGGCAAUCUACCGAAAACUUUCGGAGAACUUACAAAGCUUGAAGAUGUAAGAUUAUGGGGUAACGCCUUUGAGGGUGAAAUUCCGGAUGAUUUUGGAAACUGCGCAGAGAUGAGGAAUUUUGAUGCUGCGAAGAAUUUUCUAACUGGAAAAAUACCUAGAGGUUUUGCAAAACUUGUUAAGCUUAAAGAUCUAAGAUUGUGGAACAAUAGUUUUGUCAUUGCAAUCCCAGAUUAUCUUGGAAACUGCACAGAGUUGACAUCCUUGGAUCUCUCAUUGAAUCAUAUAACUGGUAGCAUACCAAGAAGUUUUGGAAACCUUGUGAAGCUUCAAGAUGUAAGAUUAUUUAACAACAGUUUAACAGGUCCAAUUCCUGAUGUUCUUGGAAACUGUACAGAGCUAACAUACUUGAGUAUGUCAACAAAUUUUCUAACUGGCAACAUACCAAGAAGUUUUGGAAAACUUGUGAAGCUUCAUAAUCUAAGAUUAUGGAACAACGGUUUAGUAGGUUCAAUUCCAGAUGAUCUUGGAAACUGCACAGAGCUGACAUACUUGAGUAUCUCAUCCAAUAAUCUAACUGGCAACAUACCAAGAAGUUUCGGAAAACUUGUGAAGCUUCAAGAAUUAGUAUUAUGGAAUAACAGCUUAGUGGGCGUAAUUCCAGAUGAUAUUGGAAAUUGCACAGAUUUGACACACUUGGAUUUCUCAAUCAAUCUUCUAACCGGUAGCAUACCAAGAAGUUUUGGAAAACUUUUGAAGCUUCAACAAUUUAGACUAUGGACCAACAACUUAACCGGUGCAAUUCCAGAUGAUAUUGGAAACUGCACAGAGCUGACACACUUGGAUCUCUCAUUCAAUCUUAUAAAUGGUAGCAUACCAAGAAGUUUUGAAAAACUUGUGAAGCUUCAGGAAUUAAGAUUAAAGAAAAACAAUUUAGUGGGCGCAAUUCCAGGUGAUAUUGGAAACUCUAAAGAGCUUACGUACUUGGAUCUCUCAUCCAAUCUUCUAGCAAGUAACGUACCAAGAAGUUUUGGAAAACUUGUGAAGCUACAAAAGCUUUACUUAAGUUACAAUCUAUUGUCAGGUGCAUUACCUUUUGAAAUUGCAAACUGCACAGAGCUCAUCGAACUGUUUUUAGACAACAAUAACUUUUCAGGUGGGAAUUAUCUCGAGGGUGAGAUACCAACAGAGUUAACAAACUGCACCAUGUUAGUUCGGUUAGGUUUUGGUGAAAACAAUAUUUCUGGAAUUCUUCCAUCGUCAAUUGGAAAGCUGAAAAGACUUGAACUAUCAUUCAUUUAUAGAACACAGCUCUCAGGUCAUAUCCCAGAAGAGAUUGGAAACUGCAGCAAGUUGCAGUCCCUGAUGUUGUGUGAGAAUUUAAUAUCUGGCCCAAUUCCAUGGCAAAUUGGGGAGCUCAACAAGCUUCAAGUGUUACACUUAUAUAAGAACGGGUUGAAGGGAGUGAUUCCACGAGAUAUUGAAAACUGCACAGAGCUAACGGACUUGGAUCUCUCAUUCAAUCUUCUAACAAGAGGGAUACCAAGAAGUUUUGGAAAACUUGUGAAGCGUCAUCAUUUAUCAUUAUGGAACAACAGCUUCUUGGGUGCAAUUCCAGAUGAUAUUGGAAACUGCACAAAACUUAUAUUCUUGGAUUUCUCUAUGAAUCUUCUAACCAGCAAUAUACCGAGAAGCUAUGGACAACUUGUGAAGUUUCAAGAGCUUUACUUAGGUGUAUUAACUUUUGAACUUGCAAACUGCACACAACUCACCCAUCUGUCCUUAAAAAACACUAAAUUUUUGGGAAAGCUUCCUCUUGAUCCAUUGGCAAUCUAG
Messenger RNA from Mangifera indica (mango), 2607 nucleotides. Its product is annotated as LRR receptor-like serine/threonine-protein kinase RGI3. Gene Ontology annotation, molecular function: protein binding. The coding region runs from base 1 to 2607 and encodes 868 amino acids. The transcript has 2 exons. Lineage: Eukaryota; Viridiplantae; Streptophyta; Magnoliopsida; Sapindales; Anacardiaceae. The record is from RefSeq and is a predicted model, not a curated record.